This is a messenger RNA of Rana temporaria (common frog), 4675 nucleotides long. It is a transcript of the gene DYNC2I1, whose product is annotated as dynein 2 intermediate chain 1. The transcript has 23 exons. Gene Ontology annotation, biological process: intraciliary transport. Gene Ontology annotation, molecular function: dynein heavy chain binding; dynein light chain binding. Gene Ontology annotation, cellular component: cytoplasmic dynein complex. The record is from RefSeq and is a predicted model, not a curated record. Lineage: Eukaryota; Metazoa; Chordata; Amphibia; Anura; Ranidae. Bases 92 to 3148 code for a protein of 1018 amino acids.
CGAAUCGGCGCAUGUGCAGAAGACUACCCCCGGUUUCUGCCAUGGUAACGGAUCGCGGAGACUGAGGCUACGGUGGGGAUAGUGCGGGGACAUGCAGCAAGAGAAGCAUAAAUCAAUGGAGGACACCUGGAAGACCGAGGAGCUGAAGAGGCAGUUAAAGUCUGAAUCUUCUAAUGAAAAGAGACAUAAAGAAAGGAGACCUCAAAGAGAGGAAGAUCGAGAUGAGCAUGCAGACCGCAGACACAAGUCUGAACGGAAAGAAAGAGACCGACGCAACGAGAGUGACAGGCAAACAGAAAAAAGAGUGAGACAUGGCUAUCCUGACAAAGAGAGGGGAGAGAGACCUGACAAUCCUGAUAGUGAGAGACGAGAGAGAGGAAAAUAUCCUGAGAGUGACAGACCUGCUGAUAAAGAGAGGGACAGAGUUCGAGAGCAUCGCAGGGAAAAGGAAAAACCAAGGGACACAGAAAGACCUCAGGUAUCUGAAAGACACAGAACUGGGGAGAAAGAAAGGAUGAAAGAGAAAACACACAGAGGGGAAAAUUCUGCUAAGGACAAUGGGACAUCAGAGCUGACCAAGGAGGAGAGGAUGGUGAGAGAGAGUCUGGAAAAAAGCAAACGCAGAAGUGAAGAUCGGGAAAGGCGACAUCAAGAAAAACGAGAAAAAGAAAAGAGAAAGCAGGAGAAUGAAGAAUACAAAGAUCGAGAUAUCAGAAACCUGAAGCAGCAAGAAGAUUUAAUUGGUGGAGAUCGUGAGAGGGAAAGGAGGAGUGGAGAUCGAAAACACAGCAAAGAUCCUGAUGGUGAUAAAAGGCAUCAUACCAAGCGUGAAAAGGAGGUACGAGGUAGCACAGAGGUGAGGUUUGCUGACGACUCUGUGCAAAAUGUGGACAGGAGGAAAGAGAAGCAUUCUAAGGAGAGGCAUUCACAGAAGGAAGACAGAGAAAGAAGACCCAGAGAAAAGAGCGAGCAUAAAGAACGUGAAAAGAAGACUACAGAUAAUGAGGAAAAGCGAGUACGUCACAAACGCUCCAUUGAAUCCAAUCCAAAGCAAGGAAGUGAUAAUGAGAAGGACAUUGAAGAGAUAAUUCAGAGCUCAGAUGCACCAUAUGAUGAUUCCACUAAUUACGAAGAGGAUUUUGAUGAUUAUGAUGAUGAUGAUUUUGAAGAGGCCAGUGAAGCGAGUACACCAUUAGAAGAGCAGCCACCAGUUCAGAGAAACAACGAGUUAGAGGAGAUUCAAAAGGCCAUGCUCCUGGAGAAUGAAAACAUAACUCCAGGCCCAGCUGUACACCAACAGAAAGUCCAUGACCAUCAUGAUCAGGACCUAGAACCUAGAGAGUUAAAUUCCAGUAGGAAGGCUCAUAGAGGAGUAUUUAUAGAUUUUGGAUCUGCAAAGCAACGUCAAGUUAGCAGCCAAAUGGCAAACAAGCAAAAGAAACGAAGUUUGGAAAUUCUCCGGCUCAUUGAUUUGGAUUUUUCAUCCACUUUCUCUUUGUUGGAACUGGCCCCUGUUAAAGAAUAUGAGAUGUACAUCCGCAAUUUUGGAAAGAGCAACACAAAGCAGGCUUACAUCCAAUGCAAUGACGAUGCUGUUGACAGAGACAUUCAAACAGAAGAAAUAGAUAUUGAAGAAAAAUGGACUCAACAUCCGGCAGAGGGAGCUGUUGUAUGUGGAGGUCACAAAAAUGAUUCACAGGGGAACAUGGAGCUUAAAUCCAAAGUUGAUUCUCAGCGGCUGACAGGUUUCCUUCGCUCUGCUGCUCAAGUCAUGGCUGUCUUGCUUGAAGAGAAUCGUUCAGAGUACCAGUCUCGAAGCAAAGUUCACUCUAAAGAGCCCUGCAUGUCCAUCAGUGAGGACUGCUUCCAUUUAAAUACCAACCUGCCAUUUCUUCAAGGGCGGAAGGUUUAUCAUUUGCAGUUUUCUGAGGCACAGAGACAUUUGUUACUUUCUGUGCACAGUCAGAGCAACAAAUCCAUUUCUGCCUUCCUGAGUGACCAGUAUCUUAUCUGUGUGUGGAAUAUAUGGCAGCCUUCUUCUCCACAGAACAUUCUCAUGUGUGAGUCCGAGGUGAAAUGCUGUUGUUUUAGCCCUGGUAAAGCAUCUCUGGUGUUUGCUGGUACAGUAGAUGGUUCUGUAUUAGUAUGGGACCUGCGAGAGGACUUCAGUAUGCAUCAAACUUUAACGAUAGAAGAUGUUACCUGGACAUUCAGAUCUGUGACAUUUUCUACUGAUGGUGUUUUCAGUUAUGUGAAUCACACACACCAGGUAAAGUCCAUAGAACCUGUUCCAACUGCAGAAGCAAAGGAGCCAGGGAUAUCUGCAUUAUCCUCUCAAGGAGAAGAGGUGUCUGGUUUGUCAUUUCAACUAGCAUCUUUAGAUGAAAAUGGCUAUUUAAUCUUUUGGGUAGUUGUGGAACUGAGAAAAGUAGACCUAGCUGGAUCUCAGAGUGAUUUGGGUUUGAUUCCAGGAGGAAAAGUGAAACUAGUACACAGUUCAUCUAUAAAUCUUAUUGACAAAUUUUUUCACAAAGAUGUUCUGACUCUGGGAUCCCCUGAAACUAUGAAUAUUAAGUUCCUUCCGCAAGACUCGAACCAUUUUGUCAUUGGAACAGAUAUUGGAAUAGUAACCCACGGAACAAGGUAUGGAUUGAUAGAACCGCCAGUACAAUACUCAUCUCUGUACAGCAAGCUAAGGCCAUCAAAGGUCACUGCAAUUGAUUUCUCACCGUUUGCAAUGCCAGCAUUUUUGGCAGGAUGUACAGACGGCUGUAUACGGUUACACACAAUGAGUGCGGAGUAUCCAGUAAUGCAGUGGAAUGAUACUACUGGUGGCCAGUCCAUUAUUGCACUACAAUGGUCAUUGACAAGACCAACCAUGUUUUUUGCCCUGGAUGCAGCAUCCUCUAUCCACAUAUGGGAUUUGUUACAAAAUGAUUUACAGCCAAUUGCCAAAGAAUCUAUCACAUCUGACCAGGUACUGAGUAUGUCAGUUUUCGGUGAACCAGAAAAAAACAAUAAUGUGAUGGGUCUGGCUUUAGCCAAAGCAUCAGGAACAGUGGAGAUCCAAUAUAUAAAGAAGAAGUGGGCCAAGCCGCAGCCAAAGGAGUUAGAAAAACUUCAAUUAUUUUUGCAGGAGAUUCUGUAAAUGUAAAAUAGCGGUAUUUGUAUUCAUUGUAAUGGAUUGCCUAAUGUAAAUUGUUUAUCUAUUUUUAUACUGAAUGAUAUUUUUUUUGUACAAGCACUUUGUUACUCUAAUAGUUAUAUGCACUUGGCCAUUGAUUGGUUAAAGUAACUCCUCCUUUUGACAGUUCUAGGAUACAAAGGUUUGCUCAUCUUCUUCUGUGCCCCGUAUUUCUGCUUCUUAAUUAAUAUUGCAAUUAUUUACGGUCUUCUUUCUUAUGUGUCUUAGGGACUCCAGCAGUGAGAUAUCGGCACCAAAGCUCCCAGCUCUGCACAAUUAAUAAUGUCAUUAGAAUGAAUCUCACUCCCACUGCUGAUUUUUGCCUUUAUUUUACAUUACAAUAAAUGCAGAAAUGUCAGUUGUGCCUCCAUGCUGUGUAUAAAAAAAUAAAUAAAUAAAUAAAACAUAACAGAUAAAACGUGUCUUCAAGAUAGAAAGAAAAAAAAGUAAAAAAAAAAAGGGGGUUUGGGUAUUUUCAGAUUCAUAGUUACCUGGCUGGAUACUGCAUCUGUCCCCCACUGGCUUUGACACUGAGAACCGAGCGAUCAAACACCGCCAAUCGCUCUGUUCUCAGAGCUGCCUGAGCAGGGAGCUGGUCAGUUAGUGAGGCAGCAGCUCUCUGCUCUAUCCCGCUCACUGGAGCACGGGGCUGUGGAUGUGGGGCUCAAGCGGCCAAAUCAGGCUCUCAGUGGCUUACUGAGAGGCUGAGCCAGGUGCCUGUCCAGGGAUGUGGGGGGAUCCUGACCAUAUGGUAGUGAUUCUUCCCAAGCCUGGACUGGCUUGGUGAUGUCAGCUGACAGCUUCAGCUCGCUGUCUGCUGAAAACGGGUCACAGGAAUGCAGAAGGAACUGCACUCCUGUGUUCCACAGAAGUACAGCCAAACAGCCAAAAAACUCUUCAUGGGCUAUGGAGGCAGACUAAUAUGUGAAACUGUAUUAAAAAGUAUAAUUUUAUUUUAGACAAAUUCAUUAAAAGACAUUUGUUCUAGUAACAAGAUAUUCUAGCAAAUGAACAUGCAUAUGUGGGCAUAGCAUCAUAACAUAACACCUAGAAUACCCUGCGCACAUCAGAUACAACCAAGGGGCUACCUGUGUUCAACUCCAGGUCAGCUCCAAUGAAUAGUUGCGCUGAAACUUAACAUGUUUCAGACUUGUAAUCCUUCCUCAGGGGAUAUAUUGGGAAUUUUUGCUUUUAAAACAUAGAUACAUAAUAAGCCUACAGCUUAUACAUAGGUCAUAUUGUAUCUUGCAUAACACAGGCUGCUGUUAAUACUUACAGAAGUCCAUCAUAAAGACACGUAUGGUUAAUAAAAUCACAUAUAUUCCUGCUCGAUGGGAUAGCCACAUGGAACUGUCCCCUGGGGAGGUGAAAAGGAUUCACCAAAUGGCCAGAAGUGCAUACACAAGGAUUCCAAAUGGGGCAAAGUAGCCCCUAGCAGCGAGCCUAGGAUCAUACAAAAACUUGCAUUACCUGGAGCAUAAAAGAAAAAAA